Molecule: messenger RNA, 945 nt
Organism: Balearica regulorum gibbericeps (East African grey crowned-crane)
Lineage: Eukaryota; Metazoa; Chordata; Aves; Gruiformes; Gruidae
Source: RefSeq, a predicted model, not a curated record
GAACAACUUUGAAAUUAUCAUCAUAGAUGAUGGAAGCCCGGACGGGACGCAGGAAAUUGCUGAACAGUUGCAAACGAUAUAUGGAUCAGACAAAAUACUUCUAAGACCCAGAGCAAGAAAGUUGGGCCUUGGUACUGCUUAUAUUCAUGGAAUGAAGCACGCCACUGGGAAUUUUAUUGUUAUUAUGGAUGCUGACCUCUCUCACCAUCCAAAAUUUAUUCCAGAGUUUAUCAGAAAGCAGAAAGAAGGCAAUUUUGAUAUUGUAUCUGGAACAAGAUAUAAAGGAAAUGGAGGAGUAUAUGGCUGGGAUUUGAAAAGAAAAUUAAUCAGUCGUGGUGCCAAUUUUAUAACUCAGGUUUUGCUGAGACCAGGUGCAUCAGACUUAACAGGGAGUUUCAGGUUAUACAGAAAAGAAGUCUUACAGAAACUAAUGGAAAAAUGCGUUUCUAAAGGAUACGUCUUCCAGAUGGAGAUGAUUGUUCGGGCUAGACAGUUAGGAUAUACUAUUGGAGAGGUUCCUAUUUCAUUUGUGGACCGUGUCUAUGGAGAAUCUAAACUGGGAGGCAAUGAAAUAGUCUCCUUUUUAAAGGGACUUUUGACCUUGUUUGCUACAACAUGAUAGUUUAUCCUAAAUUAACUUUUUUAGAAAAACAUUUUCUGACAUCUGUGUGGUUUUUAGUAUGUAAUAGCAGAAACUUGAUAAUUUGCGGUGACCAGAAGACCUGCUAUAAACUAACAAUGAAACAAACCAUCAAUAAUAAACUAAAUAUAUUGUAUCCCAAAAUGCUCCUUUCAAAAUAAAUUAACUGUAUGGUAAACUAAAAACUAAUAAAGGCUAAUGCUCUAUUCUAUUUUUGUAAAGAUAGUGAAGUCUUAAUAAAGAACACAAAGCUAAAUGAUCUUUUGCAUUUAGAAAUGAAUCAUUAUUCAGCAGAAGCUAAAGAU